Messenger RNA from Physeter macrocephalus (sperm whale), 2632 nucleotides. RefSeq names its product taxilin gamma (gene TXLNG). The coding region runs from base 64 to 1602 and encodes 512 amino acids. The record is from RefSeq and is a predicted model, not a curated record. Gene Ontology annotation, biological process: regulation of cell cycle. NCBI's taxonomy places the organism in Eukaryota, Metazoa, Chordata, Mammalia, Artiodactyla, Physeteridae. Gene Ontology annotation, molecular function: syntaxin binding. The transcript has 10 exons.
GCGAGGCCCUGCGAGGUUCCGUGCCCCUUGUCGGGCUGCUUGUUUGGCUGCUGCCGUCACCUCAUGGCGACGCGGGUAGAGGAGGCUUCGCGGGGAAGAGGCGGCGGCGCCGAGGAGGCAGUUGAGGCCGGACGGGGCGGACGGCGACGCAGCCCGCGGCAGAAGUUUGUGAUUGGCACAAUGGAAGAAGCUGGAAUGUGCGGGCUAGGGGUGAAAACGGAUAUGUUGCAUAACUCUCAGUCCAAUGAUAUUCUUCAGCAUCAAGGCUCACACUGUGGUGGCACAAGUAACAAGCAUUCCUUGGAAGAGGAUGCACAUAGUGACUUUAUCACGAAGGGCAGGAGUUUGGUGAGCCCAGAGUACUGCACACGAGAGUCAAGGGAGGAAAUUCCUGGGCGAGAGGCUCGAACAGAUCCCCCUGAUGGUCAGCAAGAUUCAGAGUGCGACAGGAACAAAGACAAAACCUUAGGAAAAGAAGUCUUAUUAUUGAUGCAAGCCCUAAACACCCUUUCAACUCCAGAAGAAAAGCUGGCAGCUCUCUGUAAGAAAUAUGCCGAUCUUCUGGAGGAGAGCAGGAACGUUCAGAAGCAAAUGAAGAUUCUGCAGAAGAAGCAAGCCCAGAUCGUGAAAGAGAAAGUUCAUUUGCAGAGUGAACACAGCAAGGCUAUCUUGGCAAGAAGCAAACUCGAGUCUCUUUGCAGGGAACUUCAGCGUCACAAUAAGACGUUAAAGGAAGAAAAUAUGCAGCAGGCACGAGAGGAGGAAGAAAGACGGAAAGAGGCCACUGCGCACUUCCAAAUCACUUUGAAUGAAAUCCAGGCACAGCUGGAGCAACACGACAUACACAACGCCAAGCUCCGCCAGGAGAACGUCGAGCUUGGCGAAAAGCUGAAGAAGCUCAUCGAGCAGUACGCGCUGAGAGAGGAGCACAUUGAUAAAGUAUUCAAACAUAAGGAACUGCAGCAACAGCUUGUGGAUGCCAAACUGCAGCAGACAACACAGCUGAUAAAAGAAGCUGAUGAGAAACAUCAGAGAGAGAGAGAGUUUUUAUUAAAAGAAGCAACGGAAUCAAGACACAAAUAUGAACAAAUGAAACAACAAGAAGUACAACUAAAACAGCAGCUUUCUCUUUAUAUGGAUAAGUUUGAAGAAUUCCAGACUACCAUGGCAAAAAGUAAUGAACUGUUUACAACCUUCCGGCAGGAAAUGGAAAAGAUGACAAAGAAAAUUAAAAAACUGGAAAAAGAAACGAUAAUAUGGCGGACCAAAUGGGAAAACAAUAACAAAGCACUUCUGCAAAUGGCUGAAGAGAAAACUGUGCGAGAUAAAGAGUACAAGGCCUUUCACAUAAAACUGGAACGGCUGGAGAAGCUGUGCCGGGCCCUGCAGACGGAGAGGAACGAGCUCAGUGAGAAGGUGGAGGUGCUGAAGGAGCAGGUCUCGGGGAGGGCGGCAGGCGGGGGCCCAGCACUGCCCGGGGCCCAGCCCUGCGCUGCCCUGGCUUCUGCCGAGGAGCCCAGCGCCGCCUGGCAGAGCACUGUCCGUGUCAGCCCGGAGGCCGAGUCCCCAGGUGCCGGGCCCAGCAUCGAGUCAGUUGACUGAGAUCAAGUAUGAUCACUGUAUCGAGAGCUCUAUUUUGUGUAUAACUUUCUCUGCUAGUAGUAACUUGGUUUUGUGGUGAAAAUUUUCUUACUUUUUCUACCAUAUCUGUAUUUUCUUAGAACUACUGGACUUAUGUGGUACAGGAGGCUGCUUGGCAGGUUUGAAUAGUUUUACUCUCUACAUUUUCCUCAGCUGUGUUGCACAUCUGCCUCUUUCCCCUUCAUCGGAAUGCAUGUGCUCAUUGCCUUUCUCCCUCUCCCCUGCUGCUUGCACAGAAUCGUCCGAAUUAAAAUGUCACUCACCAGGGCUGACCAUUACAAGGGAACUUUGUUCUGAUAACGGUCCCCACCCGCCCCCGGCCCCGGCCCGCAGCUUGUGGGCUCUUCGUUCCCUGACGACGGAUUGAACCCAGGCCCCGGCAGUGAGAGCACCGAGUCCUAACCACUGGACCGCCAGGGAAGUCCCUGAUAAUGGUUCCUGAUGUGAAAACAAUACUCGUUUAAACAUCCUGCCCCCCCCCCAUUAAUAUUACUCAAAGAAAAAUAUCAAGAUGAUUAGAUAUUUGUCUAAUAGCUCAUUUUAAAUGCCAAGUAAAAAUAAAACUCUAGGCUUGGGUCAGAAACAAGCAUAGCGGGGCUUCCCUGGUGGCGCAGUGGUUGCGCGUCCGCCUGCCGAUGCAGGGGACGCGGGUUCGUGCCCCGGUCCGGGAGGAUCCCACGUGCCGCGGGGCGGCUGGGCCCGCGAGCCAUGGCCGCUGAGCCUGCGCGUCCGGAACCUGUGCUCCGCAACGGGAGAGACACAACAGUGAGAGGCCCGCGUAUCGCAAAAAAAAAAAAAAAGAAAAGAAAAAAGCAUAGCAUAUUUGAUUCAAAUUAGCUUUUUGAUAUUUAUAUCACUUGACAAAUUUGAGGUGGCCGCAAGCCUAGACUUGGUUUUGGCAGAAUAUGUACAUAAAGGUGUAACGUUUAAAGAAAGUAGUAUAUACAGGCAAAUCAUUGGAGAGACAGGGCAAAUGUUUAUGUGAUUAAAC